AUGGCUAGAAUGAUGGGUUGUAAAUUUGUUGCCAUAGUACCAAUAGUUGUUGAUAUUUACGAUGUCCAUGGCACGUAUGAAGAACUAGAGCUCUUUACUGAAACUAUUGAGAGGUGGGAAAUUUUUACUGCCGCUCGACUUCCACGUUAUAUGAGAGUUUGUUAUGGGGCGCUAUUGAAUACGUAUGCUGAGUUUGAAGUAAAGCUUUCAGAGAAGGGAAACUUUUAUCGGAUGCAGUAUGCCAAAGAAGCAUUAAAAGUUCAAGUCAGAGCUUAUUUCCAGGAAGCCAAAUGGUUCAAGAAAAAAUACAUACCAAGAAUGGAGGAAUAUAUGGAAGUAGAAUCUAAUACAUCCUUCUAUUGCUUCUCAACCACAUCAUUUCUUGGACUGGGAGCUAUUGUGACUAUAGGCUCCAUGAAUUGGGUGUUCAGUGACCCUAAGAUUGUAAAGGGUGCAUAUGUGAUUGGCAGACUCUUGAAUGAUAUUGUUGGCCACAAGUUUGAGCAAAAGAGAGGACAUAUUCCUUCAUCAGUAAAAUGCUUCAUAAACCAAUAUGGUGUCACAGAGGAAAAUGCUAAAAUUGAGCUCAUGAAGCAAGCCAUUGACACAAAGACGGAUCCAGAAUUUAAGAAUAGGGUGUGUUAA
Messenger RNA from Argentina anserina (silverweed cinquefoil), 645 nucleotides. Its product is annotated as (-)-germacrene D synthase-like. Bases 1 to 645 code for a protein of 214 amino acids. Gene Ontology annotation, molecular function: magnesium ion binding; terpene synthase activity. The record is from RefSeq and is a predicted model, not a curated record. The transcript is spliced from 4 exons. Lineage: Eukaryota; Viridiplantae; Streptophyta; Magnoliopsida; Rosales; Rosaceae.